AACGUCGGCGUGUGUGUAUAUAAUAUCUGCUUUAGAUGUUUAUCAACUAACACAAAAUGACAACAAAAAUAGCGUCCGGGGUGGGAUGUAAAUGGAUGCAAGCUUAUGUGAAGGUGCCAGCUCAAAGAAGAGGAGUGCACAAGAUCACCAAACUUUUGACAGCGCUGCCUAUCAAAGAUAUCAAGAUAGGAACCAUGAACAUUGUUAUUCAGCAUACGUCAGCUAGUUUAUCGCUAAACGAAUGCUGGGAUGAUAGCGUAAGAGAUGAUAUGGAGAUGAUGUUGAAUCGGCUUGCUCCACAAAACGCGCCAUACACACAUACGUUAGAAGGUGCAGACGACAUGCCUGCUCAUGUGAAAUGCAGUCUGAUGGGAUCGUCACUGACGAUUCCUAUUACGGAAGGCAAACUCAAUCUUGGUACUUGGCAGGGUAUAUGGCUGUGCGAGCAUCGUGAUCAUGGUGGGUCUAGAAACUUAGUUGUUACUAUACAAGGCUGUGAAUAGAUAAUACGUUGGUAGUAAACCAUUUCAAAAGACGUGUAUCGAUAAACUAAUUUUGUUACAAAGGACUUUUGUAUUUACAUUGGCUACAGUUUCUAUUCCUUGCUGUUCAUAUGAAUUUGUCGUGCGAUUAUUUGAGAAAGGAUUCAGCGCUUAACCAAUGCAUUGUCGUGGUAGUAGUUGUCACAUGUUAGUUGGCUGGGUUGAAAAAGAGCAAUACUAUUUUAAUUUUAUUUUUUUUUAAAUUUUUACAUGCCUUUGUGUUAUUUAGAGGGCGGGAAUUUGGUUGCUACAAUCUUUUACGACUAUAAAACAAU
Hydractinia symbiolongicarpus is the source of this 817-nucleotide messenger RNA. RefSeq names its product UPF0047 protein YjbQ-like. Bases 57 to 503 code for a protein of 148 amino acids. Lineage: Eukaryota; Metazoa; Cnidaria; Hydrozoa; Anthoathecata; Hydractiniidae. The transcript has 2 exons. The record is from RefSeq and is a predicted model, not a curated record.